GUUGAGGUCAAAUCCUGUGCGUCACAUAUAAAUAAAUAAAUAUAAACAUGAUCACCCCACCCGGUCAGGUUCGUGGGCGCGGCGGCGUACGCGACGUGCGUGACGUGGGUGGCGUUCUUCCCGCUGUACGCGGCGACGGCGGCGCGCACGGCGGCGCUGUGCGCGUGCGUGUCGCUGUCGGCGGGCGCGUGCGUGCUGCUGGCGCUGGGCCCGCGCGUGUGGGUGUGCCUGUGCCGGCCGCGGCGCAACACGCGCGCGCACUUCCUCACGGCCACCUCCAUCCGCUGCCACCUGGGCAAGUACCGCCCCGGCGCGGAGCCGCCAUCCGCUGCAGACUCGCCUCGGGUGGUCGUUGCACAUCGUGAUACCAGCUGCCAAACCGAGGCCCGAGGCGCGGGCGAGGGUGCGGGCGCGGGAGCGAGCGCGGGGCCGGGCGGCUGGUGCGCGGCGGCCGGCGCGUGCGCCCGCGUGACGCGCGCGCCCCUCGACGACGGCGACGACGGCGGCGGCGACGCCGACGUGCUCAUCGUGCUGCUGCAUCAUCACCAUGCCGUGCCUCCAGCGAUCUCGGACCACAGCCUACCGUAGAGGACUUCACUCGAAAACAUAUUAAAAAGAAUAGGAUUUUAAAAAUGUAACUAGUGCAUUUCGUGCAAAAUCGACGCGGAGAUGAAUAGUGAUAAAUUAUUUUAGUCAAUACUAAAAUGUACCUUAAGUAGUCUGAAAACCUAAAUAUUAAGUGCACAAUAAAUUUAAAUUAUCUCUAUAAGUAUUAGUCUCAUGGUCAAACGUUUGAAAACCCCACUCUAAUCCUUUGCGUUUGAUGUCGUAUUCGUGACGUAACAGACGCAGACGCUGAAAAAAUGUACCCAUUUCGUGCCGGCACGGUGACGCGGCGGUUCCAGAAUAGCCGCGAGCGAGGGUCGC
Messenger RNA from Ostrinia furnacalis (Asian corn borer), 927 nucleotides. RefSeq lists its product as uncharacterized. The record is from RefSeq and is a predicted model, not a curated record. The coding region runs from base 48 to 365 and encodes 105 amino acids. The transcript is spliced from 2 exons. Lineage: Eukaryota; Metazoa; Arthropoda; Insecta; Lepidoptera; Crambidae.